Molecule: messenger RNA, 4002 nt
Organism: Terrapene triunguis (Three-toed box turtle)
Lineage: Eukaryota; Metazoa; Chordata; Testudines; Emydidae
Gene: LMTK3
Product: lemur tyrosine kinase 3
Exons: 17
Coding region: 1-4002 (1333 amino acids)
Biological process (GO): protein phosphorylation
Molecular function (GO): ATP binding; protein kinase activity
Source: RefSeq, a predicted model, not a curated record
AUGCUAAGGCAGGGGCCCGUCGUCUUGCUGGCCGCCUCCAUGUCGUAUUUCAACCCGGACAGAGCGUUAGCAGCGCCGCUGGAGAACGAUGGUCUGUCCCAAGGCCGGUUCCCUCUUGCCCCCCCGUAUGCCGUGGUCUUGAUCUCCUGUUCGGGUCUCCUGGCCUUCAUCUUCCUCCUCCUCACCUGCCUGUGCUGCAAACGGGGCGAUGUCGGCUUCAAGGAGUUCGAGAACCCAGAUGGGGAGGAGUAUUCGGGGGAAUACACGCCACCUGCCGAGGAGACCUCAUCGUCCCAGUCCAUCCCAGACGUCUACAUCCUGCCGCUCUCUGAGGUCUCGCUCCCGGCUCCCAACCAGCAGAUGCCCAAGACAGUGAAGCAUCUGGGCUUGAGCCGGCAGCACCUCAGCUACCUGCAGGAGAUCGGGAACGGCUGGUUUGGGAAGGUGAUCCUGGGAGAGAUCUUCUCAGACUUUACCCCAGCCCAGGUGGUGGUGAAGGAGCUCCGGGUCAGCGCCGGACCCCUGGAGCAGAGGAAGUUCCUGUCGGAGGCUCAGCCCUAUCGAAGCCUUCAGCACCCCAACAUCCUGCAGUGCCUGGGGCUGUGCACGGAGACCAUCCCCUUCCUGCUCAUCAUGGAGUUCUGCCAGCUGGGCGACUUGAAGCGCUACCUGCGAGCCCAGUGCCAGGCAGACGGGCUGACCCCCGACCUGCUGACCCGCGACCUCAGCACGCUGCAGCGCAUGGCCUAUGAGCUCACCCUCGGGCUGCUGCACCUGCACAAGAACAACUACAUCCACAGUGACCUGGCCCUGCGGAACUGCCUGCUGACCUCCGACCUCACCGUCCGUGUCGGCGACUAUGGCCUCUCGCACAACAACUACAAGGAGGAUUAUUACAUCACCCCUGACCGGCUGUGGAUCCCGCUGCGCUGGGUGGCGCCGGAGCUGCUGGACGAAGUUCACGGGACGCUCGUGGUGGUGGAUCAGAGCAAGGAGAGCAAUGUCUGGUCCCUGGGGGUGACGAUGUGGGAGCUGUUUGAAUUCGGCAGCCAGCCCUACCGGCACCUGUCGGACGAGGAGGUUCUCGCCUUCGUCAUCAAAGAGCAGCAGAUGAAGCUGGCCAAGCCACGCCUGAAGCUGCCCUACUCUGACUACUGGUACGAGGUGAUGCAGUCGUGCUGGCUGCCGGCGCCACAGCGCCCCACACUGGAGGAGCUGCACCUGCAGCUGACCUACUUGCUGACGGAGCGCUGCCACGCGCAGGCGGAGGAGAGUUUUGAGUGGCGCUGGAACGCCCUGAAGCCCAAGCGCUCGCCGGCCGCCUCCCCCCCACGCCGGCGCCGCUCGGAGGAGAUCUCGGCCUACCCGCUGCUGGAUGGCUUCCAGGGGGCCGAUCUGGAUGACGUCCUCACUGUCACCGAGAGCAGCCGGGGGCUCAACUUCGAGUACAUGUGGGAGAAGGCCCGGCUGGGGCGCUGGAAGGCCGGCCCAGCCCCCGGGGCCACCCCCUCCAGCAACGGCGGCCUGGCCGUGCCCGGCGCCAACCCCUUCUACGAGGCGCCAGUGCGGCAGAGCCUGGAGACGCCCAGUGUGGUCCCAGUGAUUAGCGCCCGCAGCCCCUCCGUCAGCAGUGAGUACUACAUCCGGCUGGAGGAGCACGGUGAUGGGGAAGGGCCCGAGGGCACCGUCGGCACCCCCAGCCCCGUCUACGAGCGCCAAUACGGGGUGCCCGGCUCCCCGCCGGAGCCCCUCUUCCCUUCCGACUGGGACCCCAUCGAAGAGGGCCGGGGCAGCCCCCCGCCCCUGGCCCGCCACCACCUCCCCCACCUCCUGCCGGAGGGGCCGGCCAGCUGGGCCCCCGGUGCCACCAACCCCUUCAUCACGGUGUCCCGGGAGCCGGCCCGGCGCAGCGCCAACCCCUUCCGGGCCGAGAUCCAGGAGACCUCGCUGACGGAUCCGGCGCCGGGGGGCAUCUUCCUGGGGGAGUCCCUGCUCCACGUGUACCAGGAGCUGGAGGAGCAGCAGCGUGGCUGGGACUGCGAGGGGCUGGAGGAGCGGGGGGCCGGGGAGACGCUGGCGGGGGACCCCUCGGAGUUCCGCCCCUCACCCCCCUGGGACCGGGAGCCCUCCCUGAUGGAGGAGCAGAGCUCGGCCGGCAGCACGGACGGGGAGGACGCCAGCAGCGGCGGGGACGGGCGCCGCAACCCCCUGCUCUGCCCGCUCUGCAGCCGGGGCGGGCGCUGCCGCUGUGCCCCGGGCCGGGGGGAGGUUGUGAGCGGCUGGAGCAACCACGCCCCCAUCCCCCGGCUCCACCGCGACAGCUACGGCACCGAGGACGACUCCUCCCUCAAGGUGGAGCGGGGCUCCCUAUCCGACUGCCCCAUCCUGCUGGGAGAGGGCCCCCCCGGGGCCGGAGAGGGCGGGGCCGGGCCGCUCGCCCCACCCCCUUUGGCCGGGGCGCCGCCCCCUCCCUCGGCGUUCUACGACCCGCUGAUGGGCACGGCCGUGGUGAGCUACGAACUCCAGGACUACCCCAAGCGGGGGGUGGCUGGGCGGCCGCCGGGCUCGCCCUUCCCCGGCCUGACCGCCGCCUGCUGCAGCGUCAUCGUGCCGGUGGAGAUCCCGCCCCUGGCCACGCUGGCGGAGAGCGCCGACGAGGAGACCAUCGCCAUCGUGCCCGAGGCCGCAGACGGCUUCCCGGCCAGGCCGGAGAUUGGCCCAGCCCCAGUGGGCCAGCGGAGGGGCCCGCUGGACUCCGGGGACUCGCUGGACCUCCCCUCCAACACCAGCUCCUCCGAGGGCUGCAGCCCGGCCUCCCGCUUCUCCUCGCCGGGCCAGAAGUUCCCCGACAGCGGCUACGAGACGGAGAGCACCUUCUCCCCGGAGCUCCUCGUCCGGGAGCCCGAGGAGGAAGAGGACGGGGAGCCGCCCGGGCAAGGGGAUGCCGCCCAGCUGCCCCCCACGCCCAUCUCGGAGUCCACCAGCGACCUGACGCUGUCAGAGGAGACGCCGGGGGCCGAGGAGGAGGCGGGCAUGGGGCGGGGGCUGGCCACGACCCACCGGGACUCAGCCUAUUUUUCGGACGGCGAGGUGUGCAAGGAGCAACUGCUGGUGUCGCUGCGGGAGAACAUCACCCGCAACCUACUCUGCAACCACCGAGACCUGGGGACCCCGGCGUCCGGGGCCCCAGCUGCCAAGGAGGAGGCCGUGAUCCGGCUCUGGGCCCUGGACCCCGAGGGGGCCCGGGGCGCUGGAGACGAGCAGGAAGGGGGCGGCGGGGAGGUGGCAGGUGGGCCGCCCCAGGAAGAGGAGGAGGGGGCAGAGAGCGAGGAAGGGCAGCUGGACGGCCAGGGGGCGCCGGAGCUGAGCGGGGAGGCCCCUGUCCCCAGCCCCGAGGGGGCCGACCCGGCGUCUGAGCAGCCGCAGCCCCACCUGGACUUCAGCACGGCAGGGAGCCCAGGCAGCGAGGACAUCAAAGCCAAGGUCUCGCGCCUGUCGCUGGCGCUGCCCCCGCUGAGCCUGCAGCCCUUCGCCGGCCCAGGGGGUGACUCGGACGAUGGGCGCAACCUGCGCGGGCUGCUCAAGUCCCCGCGCUCGGCCGAGGAGGCUGCCGAGCUGGACCGGAAACGCAAGAUGGAGACGCCCACCAAUGAGCUGAGCUCGCAGAGCGGCCCAGAGGGCGAGGGCGGCACCAGCCAGGGCCCCGCGGGGCAGCCUGCCCUCGAGGCCUUCCCACCCGCCGACGGAUUCAGCGGCAGCUUCGAAUGGGACGACGACUUCCCGCUGAUGGCCCAGAACCCGUCCUUCGUCUCAAUGGUGACGGACCCCAGCUCGGGGGCCCCCCCAACGCCGCCCCCCGCGCUGCUCCCGGCCAAGGGGGCGGAGCCCAGCCUGAUGGACGCCCUGCGCUUCUCCCGCUUCACCGUCUCCCCCGCCCUCGAGCCCCACCUGGCCCCCCGCGAGACCGAGCUGGCGCCCACAGCCAACCCCAUUGAGAACUGA